Molecule: messenger RNA, 3006 nt
Organism: Oncorhynchus keta (chum salmon)
Lineage: Eukaryota; Metazoa; Chordata; Actinopteri; Salmoniformes; Salmonidae
Product: TBC1 domain family member 20-like
Exons: 9
Coding region: 419-1627 (402 amino acids)
Biological process (GO): positive regulation of GTPase activity; endoplasmic reticulum to Golgi vesicle-mediated transport
Cellular component (GO): endoplasmic reticulum membrane
Molecular function (GO): GTPase activator activity
Source: RefSeq, a predicted model, not a curated record
AAAUCUAAAGGCACAACUUAGAUUCGAGCCAAUGUUUUAAGUAAUCGAACAUGGUAUUACCCCAACCUUGUGAAAGUAACAAACUGACACGUUUUCAUUUUCGUCAAAAACGGCUUGAUAUCGAAAGACUUCCGUUGAUUUGACAUGGCACAUGCGGAGUUUGGCGCUAGACGACCGUUAGUCCCGAUCACAAGUUUAUACGCAUGAGCCUUUGCUAUACAACGUCGCCAUGACAUCGCCUACAAGUGUGAUCGGGGAAUUCUAUUGGAUAAGCAGUUUUAGCCUAUCUUCAUACUGUACAGUCUUUGAUCAAAUUAAUUGUCCGGCAAAAGCCUAACGUAGCUAAAUUGUAUCUCUCUAAAUUAUUACGUUGUUAAUUAUUAUAAUCUACGAUGACGAGAAGAUUGUAGUGGAAACCAUGAAAAGAUCUAGAAGUGUUGGUGCGUCUUCACCUUUGAAUGGGAUUGGAAAACAAGAUGGGGACCCCCGGAGGAAGAGGAAGUUGGCGGAGAUCUCUCAGGCCCUGAACGUGACGCCAGUUGAUGUGGCAGUGCUGAGGAGGAUGGCCAUCAGCGAGGGGGGGCUGCUCACUGAUGAGAUCCGCUGUAAAGUGUGGCCACGGCUGCUCAACGUGCCCACCGACAUCCUGCCUGAGAAAUCAGAGGAAGUAGAGCGGGAGAAUAAUAAGGACUAUAACCAGGUGCUGUUGGAUGUCCAGCGUUCCCUGCGAAGAUUCCCUCCUGGCAUGCCAGACGAGCAGCGUGAGGGCCUCCAGGAGGAGCUGAUUGACAUCAUCCUGCGGGUGCUGGGAAGGAACACUCAGCUGCACUACUACCAGGGCUACCAUGACAUCGUGGUCACCUUCCUGCUGGUGCUGGGCGAGCGGCUUGCUACCGCUCUGGUGGAGAAACUCUCCACACACCACCUCAGGGACUUUAUGGACCCCACCAUGGACAACACUAAACACAUCCUUAACUAUCUGAUGCCAAUCAUCGAGAGGGUCAAUCCAGAGGUGCAUGACUUCAUGCAGCAGGCGGAGGUGGGCACCAUCUUUGCCCUUAGCUGGCUCAUCACCUGGUUUGGCCAUGUCCUGUCAGAUUUCCGACACGUUGUGCGGUUGUAUGACUUCUUCCUGGCCUGCCAUCCCCUGAUGCCAAUCUACUUUGCUGCUGUGAUUGUGCAGUACCGGGAGGAUGAGGUGUUGGACUGUGAGUGUGACAUGGCGUCGGUACACCAUCUCCUGUCCCAGAUCCCCCAGGACCUGCCCUACGAGACGCUCAUCAGCCGCGCAGGAGACCUUUUUGUCCAGUUCCCCCCCUCCGAGCUGGCCAGGGAGGCUGCCCAGCAGUACAGUCAACAGAUGGCAGCCUCCACCUUUAAAGACUUUGAUCUGACCCCGGAGCAGCAGCGGCCGGACACGGUGCUGCGGAGGCGGCGGAGAGAGAGGCAGGCACUGAAGGGAGCUGCUGCAGGUGCUAUGGUGGCGACCGCCCAACCCAGCACGGCUCGGCGCUUCGUCCGACUGGCCGUCAUGGGGCUCACUGUGGCGCUGGGGGCAGCCGCCCUAACCCUGGUCAACACGGCCCUAGAGUGGGCGCCAAAACUGGACCUACACCUCUUCCCCUGAGAGAGAGUGAAGGGGACUUGUAGGCGAGUGAAGGGGACUUGUAGGCGAGUGAAGGGGACUUGUAGGCGAGUGAAGGGGACUUGUAGGCGAGUGAAGGGGGCUGACGGCCAUUACAGCAGAAGACAUCCACGGGAAGGAGAGAGAAUAGAGAUCUUUGUAAAGAGAAUAUGAAGUUAUUUUCCACAUUAAUAUGAAGGACGUGAAUGGAACAGAGACUUGACUGUCAACGUUGUAUUUAACUUAUAUUUGUUAAUAAAACCAAAUGGUGAUAAAUGUUGUGCUGAGCGAUAUUAAACUAUUAGGAGUGAUGGCAAGUGACAACUUAUAGCAAAGACUUAGGUUUCCUAGGUUGAAGAGUUGUCACUGGGGUCGAAACUGUUGCCAAUGAAGAGCGUGUGUGAGAGUGUGGAUGUGUCUGAAAUGGCUCCCUAUCUAGUGCGCUGUAUAGGGUUUCAUUUAGACGGUCUGUGCUGUCAGGUUCAGGGGUGAGUUAAAUGUCCCUCUGAACCUCACAUGGGCCAUAUUGGCACAAGGACAGAGAUCCCUCUAGCCCGCCACUGGUAUGGUCCCCCCCCCGCAGAUCAUCAAGUUGAAUCCUCUGCCUUCAGCACAUCAUGUCCCUCUUCCUUUCCUUUCAUUCUGUACCGAGACCAAAUACACACGUCUUAGUCCCAUCUUUGUAUGUUUAGCACUUAAUUUUCAAAUUUUCUAAAGCAUCAUUAUUAUUGUUAAGUAAGUUGUAGGAAAUAUAAUUGUUGUACAAGCACACCCAUAUUUAACAUUUAUAUCAAAUUAAAUUAACAGAAUCCACUUGGGGCUUCUGACCUUAUGGAUGACAAUUUGCAAUAGCUCUUUUCCACAGCAUGCCUAAAUUAGGUUAGGUUUGGAAUAGGUUAGCUUUGUGAUCUGCGACAAAGCACCGAUAGCACUCCCAGACAAUCCCAUGAGCCUUGGCUUGAUCCCAUGCUUUUAUUGCACAAUAAUGAAGUCAUAUUACAUUGUUUGCACACCCUAUCCUCACAUUUCAACCAAACUCACCAAAUGGCCUGGUUGUAGAAAUGACAAGUUUUUUUGCACAUUUAAUUUUAAGAAAUGUCACUUGAGCUUAAAGACUACAGUUGACACAAUUUGAAUGUGUCGCAUUGGACCUACUGAAAUUGGUUCAACAGAGAUACAUGAGUAGAAUCGACUCGAUUGUGACACGCAGAUACUCAGCGGUGCCUAUUGACUCCAUCAGUGUUAGCCAUGGAUGGUUUUCAUUGCACUGAAAUAGCCUCAUUCUGUAUCAUUGCAAUGGUUUUUAUCUGCCUUUUAUGUUGAAUUGUUAUAUUUGUCAUGAGAACAAUAAAGAAUAAAAAACAAGAUCAAUGCAAACUGCA